Monoraphidium neglectum is the source of this 444-nucleotide messenger RNA. RefSeq lists its product as hypothetical. NCBI's taxonomy places the organism in Eukaryota, Viridiplantae, Chlorophyta, Chlorophyceae, Sphaeropleales, Selenastraceae. The record is from RefSeq and is a predicted model, not a curated record. Bases 1 to 444 code for a protein of 147 amino acids. Gene Ontology annotation, molecular function: S-adenosylmethionine-dependent methyltransferase activity. The transcript has 5 exons.
AUGCCCCAACCGAAACGCCGGCAGUAUGGGGAGGCGAGCUACUGGGACGACCGCUACGCGCGGGAGCCGGUGACGUUUGACUGGUAUCAGGGUUGGCCGGGACUUAAGGAGGUCAUACUCAAGCACUUCAAACCAGAGGAGCCCCUGCUGCACGUGGGCGCGGGCACGUCGCGGCUGCAGGAGGGCAUGGUGCGGGAGGGCGGCUUCAGGCGCGUCGUCAACGUGGACGUCUCCACGGUGGUGGUGGAUCAGAUGGCCAAGCUGCACAGCGGCAUCGCUGAGCUGGAGUACGUGGCAGCGGAUGUGAGGAGCAUGCCCCAGUUUGCAGACGGCGCCUUUGCCGGCGUCCUGGACAAAGGCACCCUGGACGCCAUCGUGUGCGGCCAGUCGCCGGUCGCCAACGCGGCGGCGGCGCUGGCGGAGUGCUGCAGGCGAGAUUUCUGA